CCGUUCUCCUUUCUCAUCUGAGCCCGAAACUUCACAGUUUCCUCAGCAAAUCGGCGGUGGCGAGAACUGAUCCUCGACUUGUGGGAAUCCGAUUGAUCAUUCCGAACGCUGGUCAAGCGGAGUUAGAGAAGCUUAAGUGAUGAAGAUAGUGCGUAGAGAUAUUGAACCUAAUGGACCUGGAAGCGUCAAGAUGGUACCGGACGAUCCCGAUGAUCUCUGGUUUGCUUACAACUUGAUCGCCCAAGGUGAUAGGGUUAUGGCAGUCACUUUCAGAAAGGUUCUGAGAGAAGCAGCUAGUGGGGGAAGAGAAGCCGAGCGUAUUAGACUGAAGCUUGAAAUACAAGUUGAGGAUGUGGAUUACGAUAAAGGAGGGUCUAUGUUACGCAUACGUGGGAAGAAUAUAUUGGAGAAUGAGCAUGUAAAGAUUGGUGCAUUCCAUACUUUGGAGCUUGAGAUUAAAAGGGCUUUCGUGUUAAGAAAGGAUGUUUGGGACUCAUUUACUCGCGAUACACUGAAGCAGGCCUCUGAUCCUGGCGCCAGUGCUGAUCUAGCUGUGGUUUUAAUGCAAGAAGGAUUAGCUCACAUCUUCCUUGUUGGUAGGAGUGUUACAACUAGCCGUGCACGAAUAGAGACUUCAAUUCCUAGGAAGCAUGGACCUGCCAUUGCUGGUUAUGAAUCUGCUUUGAAGAAGUUCUUUGAGAAUGUUCUACAGGCUUUUGUGAAGCACGUUGAUUUCAGUGUCAUCCGAUGUGCUGUGAUUGCAAGCCCAGGCUUCACAAAGGAUCAGUUUCACCGUCACCUAUUGUUGGAAGCGGAAAGAAGACAGCUUCGACCAAUUAUAGAGAACAAGUCACGUAUAUUACUCGUGCACACAACCUCCGGCUAUAGACAUAGCCUGAGAGAGGUUUUGGAUGCUCCGAACGUCAUGAAUAUGAUAAAAGAUACUAAAGCAGCAAAAGAGGUUCAAGCUCUCAAGGAGUUCUUCGACAUGCUUUCAAAUGAAUCUGCCCGGGCGUGUUAUGGACCAAAGCAUGUGGAAAUCGCUCAUGAGCGAAUGGCAGUCCAGACACUGCUUAUUACCGAUGAGCUUUUCAGGAAUUCCGACAUAGCAACGAGGAAAAAGUACGUGAAGUUGGUGGAAUCGGUGAAAGGUUCAGGAGGCGAGGCAUACAUAUUUUCUUCGAUGCAUAUCUCGGGUGAACAAUUGGCGCAGUUGAGCGGAAUCGCAGCGAUUCUGAGGUUCCCAUUGCCCGACCUCGAAGACAUUGAGAUGUGAAAAACAAGCUGCAGGAAUGGUACAAGGUUCGAGUAAUAUGAUCACAUGAAAACACUUGCGCGCACAGUCGAGAAACAGAAACACCUGCCAAAUAUUUGUCAGCUAAGAGAGAGAGAGAGAGAAAACGGCAAAUCAUGCGUCCAAAUUCCUAAAAUGUAAGGCAAAUUCUUAUCGUUCCUAUUCGCUUUCUUUGUGACCUGAAUAAACGAUAGAUUACAGUUAUAUUUUUUUUAUUGCUAUCA
Tarenaya hassleriana is the source of this 1518-nucleotide messenger RNA. RefSeq names its product protein PELOTA 1. Gene Ontology annotation, biological process: nuclear-transcribed mRNA catabolic process, no-go decay; RNA surveillance; nonfunctional rRNA decay. The record is from RefSeq and is a predicted model, not a curated record. The transcript has 17 exons. Gene Ontology annotation, cellular component: cytoplasm. Lineage: Eukaryota; Viridiplantae; Streptophyta; Magnoliopsida; Brassicales; Cleomaceae. Bases 140 to 1276 code for a protein of 378 amino acids.